Messenger RNA from Puccinia graminis f. sp. tritici CRL 75-36-700-3, 1968 nucleotides. RefSeq lists its product as uncharacterized. The transcript is spliced from 4 exons. The coding region runs from base 80 to 1606 and encodes 508 amino acids. Gene Ontology annotation, biological process: positive regulation of transcription by RNA polymerase II. Lineage: Eukaryota; Fungi; Basidiomycota; Pucciniomycetes; Pucciniales; Pucciniaceae. Gene Ontology annotation, molecular function: DNA-binding transcription factor activity, RNA polymerase II-specific; RNA polymerase II cis-regulatory region sequence-specific DNA binding; protein dimerization activity. The record is from RefSeq and is a predicted model, not a curated record.
ACUAAACACCCAAUCUUUCCACCUCCCCUUUCGUCCAGCUUUUAAAUCGUUUUAGCUGCCAUUUUCCUGCUUUCGUUCAAUGGAUCCCGUUUCAUGCUCAACCGAGCCUGGUGACUCCCGGCCCACUAGGCCACUUCCAACCACCGCUGGUCUAACUUCUGCAGAGAGAGAGCCAACAGGCUCCACCGGGUCUCCUGACCUGGGAGGAACCCUAGUCUCUCACCCGCCCGACGGGCUCCCGGAGCUCUCGAGUGCCUCAGAGGAUGACGAAGGAACAGGCUCCGGGUCUAAACGCCGCAAGGGAAAGAGCAAGUAUAACGUUCCUCGGCGACAAAUUAAAAUUGAGUACAUACAAGACAAGAGUAGGAGAAACAUCACCUUUGGAAAAAGAAAAAAUGGAAUAUUCAAGAAGGCACAGGAAAUCUCCACUCUGACAGGAUGCGAGGUCAUGCUGAUAGUCGCACCGAAAGAUUCUGAGCUAACAGCCUACACCUUUGCGACUCCUAGGUUGACGCCUUUAAUCAAGGAUCCAGCUGGCGAGGCCUACAUCCAAAACUGCCUGCGUUAUGGAGCUCUCAUGCCUGGUGCUUCGUCCGGAAUGGCAGCAUCUUACGGGAUGAACGGAACCAGCAGUCAAAUGCCACAUGUUGGUACACUUCGCACGGCCGCUAGAGCCACUCCGACCCCCAAUGCCAAUGCUAUAUCCUACAACUCAUCUUAUUCUUACGUCCCUAAUGGAGGCAUCGCUCGACGCACCCAACCGCCCUACGGUAUGCCACACCCGCUCUCCUUGUCCCCCCAGUCAUCGCCUUCAACCAAUGUAACCGGCAAGCAGACACCACAGUCAGUCGGUGUUACGGAACAAGCUAAACGGGAAGCUUCUGACUCUCCUGUCCAGCACUUAGGGAUCUCUCACCAUUCGUCCAAACAACAGCAAUGGUCACCCGGCCCAAAUGUUUCUAAAGGAGAAUAUCCAACAAGCCCUGCCGUCACUGCUCCCAAUUCUGCCAUGGGCUCCUCUAGCCGUGAGAUCCCGGCGGAUUGGAUAGUGGCCAAUCCACGCAGUCUUUUCCAGACAUCAUCUCCUCUGGGAACUACACCGAUGUCCACUCGCGGCCUAUCCUCCUUUCCCCUCUCUACUCCCACUCAAGGGAGCGGUAAUGGCUAUUCACAUUUACCCCCGGACAGCAAUCCUUUCCAUAGACAUUCCUCUGACAGCUCUGUCAUUGCGACGCCCACUUGGCCCCCAGUAUCACAAAGCUCGCCGGGCAUCAGGACCUCUCCUCUUGGCUCAGCACAAAACAUCGGCAGCUCAAAUAUUUCUACGAAUGACGCAAGGUUUCUAGAACCAUUGGUCCUUUCCCAACCCUACGAUCCUCGAGUUUUGGGCUCCGGCGAGGAGUACGGUACCGGCUCUAGCUACCCUAACCCGGUCUCAUCACUGACUAUGCAAUCAUGUGCUACUCCCUACGGUGAAUCUGAGAACUGCGAUGGUAACAAUUUGUCAACGGCAUAUCUUCACGAAGACGGUCCUGGUACUGAAUCAGAUAACAAGCAUUACCUCUUAGAUAACCCCGACAACACCUGGUCGAGUGGGCUUCAAUAAGCCUCUAUCGCCCAUUACAUGAGUACUGAGGACGAUCAUUGAGUAGUCUACCUCCACAAUCAGAUCACUUCUAUUACGACUUGACGAUCUUUCCAACUACGGUUCAAAUUUAGACAAAAAUAGCGCAAAACCGCGUCCAUCUCUCCGCAAGUUCCAAUCACUUCAGCUCAAACAUUUCAAUCUUAUCACUUCAGCCCAAGCAUUUCUUUUUCUGAUCACUGCAGCUCAAACGUUACAAUCGCAUUCCAUUGCACAUCAACCCAUAAUACUAUUCACUCAUCAUGUAUCCCGGCUUUCAAAUAAUCAUCUGUACCUUUUUUUGUCUGUAUCUUCUUUCAAAAAGCAACCUCGUUUUAUCUGUG